AUGGGCUUGGCGAAAGGAAAGGUGGCUAUUCUAAUCAUUUCGAGGUUCAUGUGUUAUACCAAGAAUCAUCCAAUCGGAAAGCAGGCCUGUAUGGUCCGUCUCUGCUCCAUUGUGCGGAACUCCCCUAUCGAAGAGAUCCUCCAUCUCGCCUUUUACUUUGGUCAGCAGAAACUUGGGCGAGAAACUUGGGCGGAAAGCUUGAAGCAAUCACACGAGCCGACAAGUUCAGCCCAAAAGGGCGGAAAGCUCAGAGACUUCUCCUUCAAUCCGUUUUGUAUGGCCGACAUGCUUGGGGGCCUUUCUGAUCACCCUGUCUUAGAUCUUGGACAUGGUAGAGCAAACGAUAUUGGGCCGACGGCACAUCGGGUGGUAUCGAAGCAGAUUGAUCAACAAGAAUGUGCAAGCAUCCGAAAUAUCCAUCGGUCGAAUGUGAUUAGCAGCCCAGUUCUCAACUUGGAUGGUCCGACCAAUGUGAGUAAUCCGUUGUACUGGCUUAAUAAGCGGCUCAUCUUGCUGACGUUCUGCUCCAUCGGGUUUCUCGAAGUUGCCUUUGAGAAGUCAUGGAUUCACAAAUGGGUUCUCAGGUCCAGCCAACUCAUGGGCGAGGGGGCCAGCGAGCCACUGUUCGUGGUGCGCUCAGUGCACCAAAUACCACACAAGGUGCCACUUUACGCAGAUUGCAAUGAAGAGGAAGCCUCGCAGACCAGCUGGCUUGAAGAAAGGCUCUCAGCGCUAGAGAACAUGAAUUUUCAAGGAGAAAAGUCUACUGUGUCAGGCAAAGAUUUGCGCGAAGAGACAACGAAUCCCGCAGUAUCACCCAAAAUAGCGGCACUGAUCACACUCACGAAAGAAAGUCAUUCAUGGACCCCGAUGGAUGAGUCACAUGUUCAGUCACCAGAACAUACGGGUAGUCCAGGAGUCGAUCUCGAUGUUGCAUUGCGCGCACACGACCACGACCAACUCGAUUUUUCAGCGGUCCGUGGUUUUGUAAUUGACCCUAUAGCUGGCAGCCCAUGGCCUUAUCUUUCCUCAGGGCCACGACCAGUCUCCCUACAAGGGCGCGGGCAGCUUCCCAUAAAGGCAGUCGCCUUGGAGCUGGUCAAGGAGACCUUCAACAACUAUAACAGGUUUCUUCCGCUUUUCAACGAAGAGGACUUCUUGAGAGAGUUCCACCUCAAGUACUCGACCUCUAACCCCGAAGAUGCCAGUUGGUGGGCGUGUCUCAAUGUAGUGUUGUCGAUAGCUCAUCGCCUCCGUGGCCUGCGCACACUAGACCCAACGCAUGAGAACAAUCUAGCUGAUGUUUACACGAAAAAUGCCCUAGGCGUCGUCUCCGAAUUGAACGUCGCUAGCAUCUCUGCUGUCCAAGCUCUAGUGGGUAUGGCUUGUAUUCUCCAGGGGACCCCGAAUCCGGAGCUGGCGUCGAUGCUCGUGGCCGCCGCCCUUCGACUGGCACAGGCUAUGAAUCUGCACAGAGAGGCUUCCGACCCAACCCUCACGGAAAAACAAGCCGAAACACGGAGACGAGUGUUUUGGAAAGUAUACGUUCUUGACAAAGACAUCAGUCUACGGACCUGUCGACCCUUCAGCCAAUAUGAUGAUGACAUGGAUGUCCGACUGCCCUCAAAUAUCAAGCUUGAGACAUGUAACGUGGAGCUCUUCAACCACCGCAUAGGACUUGCGAUUAUUCAGGGUCAGGUGUAUAAACAACUGUACUCAAUCCGAGCCGGACGAGAAUCGGAGGCACAAAGGGCAAUUGCAGCACAAGAUUUAAGUUCUGUGUUGUCCUAUUGGAAGUCCAGUGCGCAGCUGGAACCCCUUGAGAACUCCCUGAUCUCGUCAGAAACCCAAAUCGCAGGGGAGAUGAUCCAUAAGGUGGUUUUGCGACUCACAUAUAUCCAUUGUCUGACAAUGAUUGACCGCCACUUAUCCCCGACGACGCGAUCUCCCCCCGAUCAAGAAAUCAGUUGGUCUGGAACAUCAUUACUCCCGAGCAGUCUGUGCCUCGCUGAGUCACGCCAAGCGAUCCGCCUCAUUGAAGCCAUCCCUCACGGAGACUGCUCCUGCAUCUGGUAA
Molecule: messenger RNA, 2076 nt
Organism: Colletotrichum lupini
Lineage: Eukaryota; Fungi; Ascomycota; Sordariomycetes; Glomerellales; Glomerellaceae
Product: fungal specific transcription factor domain-containing protein
Exons: 12
Coding region: 1-2076 (691 amino acids)
Biological process (GO): DNA-templated transcription
Molecular function (GO): zinc ion binding; DNA binding
Source: RefSeq, a predicted model, not a curated record